AUGGCCCGACCGCACCAUCAAAACAGAAUGACUGUGCUAUGGGGUCUACUCGCAUUGACAGCGCUUGGCGCUGCGUACGAUGUGCAAAUGCGCGGCUCCUUUGGCGAAACUCCCGCUGCCCAGCCCAUUCAGAUCAAUGGCAUCUUCCCGGGCCUGACUGCAACUGCCGCCUCGGGGCCAACCCGCUCAGAGUGCGGCACAGGCGCGCUCAUGCCCUGGGCUGACAACCUCUACAUGGUGUCAUACCUGUCGGUACCCGAUGGUGGAUCCGGCACGGGCUUGUACUGCAUCCACCCAAACAUGACCAUGUCGCUUGUAGCUCCCCACAACUCGACCUACGCCAAUCGCAUGAUCCAUGUGCAAUCCGACUCGAUUAUCAUUGGCAUGUGGGCCAUUGAUGUACAUGGCAAGCCCCGCGAAUUUUCCAGCCUGGCCAAGGUGCGCAUCGGCGCCUCGGCGGUUCACCUGACCGAUCCUGACAACAAGGUGUACAUGCUGAGCAUGGAUGGCCCUCUCUACGAAUGCGACGUCCAUCGCAUGAAUUGCACCCAGCUGUUUGAUUUGGUUGCUGAGCUGAACAUCCCCAAAAGUGAGGGUGAACAGCCCCACUUCAAGGCGGCCCACAGCAUGGCCGGCAAGCUCUACGUCGCCACGAACACCUUUGAAGAGAAUGACUACCUGGGCGUGCGCCACGGUGGGCGCCUUGCUAGCUGGAGUGGGCCUGGUACCAACUGGACAAUUCUCGAGUCGUACGUUCCUACCUUCUGCUUGUCCCCUCCAUCACCAACGUCCCUGGUGCUCCAUAUAGCUGCUGCUCACCUCUCUGUUGCUACACUUUGCGUUGUUGCUCUAUUGUUUGUUCGUUUGUCGAUCUCUUUGCUUCCUCAACAAAGGACCGCGUUCGUUGAGGUGACGGGUCGCUCCAACUUUGGCCGGGUGGUCUAUGCCCUGGGCUGGGAUAAGCGCAGCGCCAUCCUCAAGGUUCUUGACAACGGUGACGGCGCUGACCCUUCCAUCGACACCAACUGGCAGACCUACCGCCUGCCCAAGGCCUCCCAUGCCUACGAUCACCUUUGGCAGACCGAGUGGCCCCGCAUCCGUGAGGUGGAGACGGAGCGCUACUUGGUAGACAUGCACGGCAUGUUCUACGAACUCUCUCCUCUUGGCUGGGCAGGAUCCACGUGGGGCGUCCGUCCCGUAUCCCAGCACCUGCGCAUGAUUCCCGACUUUGCUGCGUGGCGCGGCAUGUUGGUGCUUGGUGGCAACCAGGUCUCCUCUAUCUUCGACAACAACAUCAUUACGGGCCAGGCUCAGUCUGGGCUGUGGUUUGGUAAAACCGAUGACUUGUGGCAAUUCGGCAAGCCCAAAGGCUGGGGUGGUCCUUGGCGCUACGAUGCGGUGACCGCCAACGCGCCUUCAGACCCCUACCUGAUGACCGGCUUUGAUCACAUGGUGGCCCAUGUGCGCGUGGAGGAGGCCAAGGGCGAGGUUGACGUCACCGUUCAAAUUGAUUUCACAGGCAUUGCCGGCCACAUGAACGAGGCCUGGUCCAACUACACCACGUUGACCGGUAUGACGGCAGGUUCGUACAAGUACGUUGUCUUUGAAGCUGGAUUCUCGGCGCACUGGGUCCGCUUCGUCACGGAUGCGGAUGCUACCAUGACCGCCUACCUCCACUACUCGUGA
Messenger RNA from Monosiga brevicollis MX1, 1686 nucleotides. RefSeq lists its product as uncharacterized. The record is from RefSeq and is a predicted model, not a curated record. Lineage: Eukaryota; Choanoflagellata; Craspedida; Salpingoecidae. The transcript has 5 exons. Bases 1 to 1686 code for a protein of 561 amino acids.